Molecule: messenger RNA, 456 nt
Organism: Anopheles maculipalpis
Lineage: Eukaryota; Metazoa; Arthropoda; Insecta; Diptera; Culicidae
Product: endocuticle structural glycoprotein SgAbd-3-like
Exons: 2
Coding region: 1-456 (151 amino acids)
Cellular component (GO): chitin-based extracellular matrix
Molecular function (GO): structural constituent of chitin-based larval cuticle
Source: RefSeq, a predicted model, not a curated record
AUGCUGAAGCUAGUGGUGCUAUUGGCCGUGUGUAGUGUGAUUGCAGCGCAAAAGCAACACCAGCAGUCGCAUCAGCUGCAGCAGUCGCACCAGCAGCAACAGCAACAAGCAUUGCCCCGCUACAAGGAAAUUCCAAUUGUGAAUUUGGAGAAUGUGCUUGAAGUUGAUGGCAAGUUCCGGUACAGUUACGAGGGUGGUGAUGGUACGCGUGCCGCCCAGGAUGGACAGCAGAUUGUGGUGAACAAUCAGGUUGGAACUGCUUCCCAGGGCCAGUACACGUACCAGGGCGAUGAUGGCAAAACGUACUCCAUCUCCUACAUAGCGGAUGAGAAUGGAUAUCGGCCGGUGGGAGAUCAUCUACCCACGCCACCACCAGUUCCUGCACCGAUUGCUCGUGCCCUGGCGCAUCUGGCAACGCUGCCACCGAGUAAGGAUGGGCCGGGCCGUAAGUUCUAG